Habropoda laboriosa is the source of this 1284-nucleotide messenger RNA. Its product is annotated as coiled-coil domain-containing protein 65-like. The transcript is spliced from 6 exons. The coding region runs from base 1 to 1284 and encodes 427 amino acids. Lineage: Eukaryota; Metazoa; Arthropoda; Insecta; Hymenoptera; Apidae. The record is from RefSeq and is a predicted model, not a curated record. Gene Ontology annotation, cellular component: axoneme; axonemal dynein complex. Gene Ontology annotation, biological process: axonemal dynein complex assembly; cilium-dependent cell motility; regulation of cilium movement.
AUGGCUCCGAAACGGAAACGAAAACCACAGAGAGAUAAGACCAAUCGAGAUCUCAAUAGAGAAACUCUGUUCCGCGAAAUUAAUCGCAGCGGUUUCGGCACGGAACGCUAUCUUCCUUUUUCCAGAGAAAUGGUUGCACGUGUAAAAAUGCCAGACAUCGAGAGGAAGGUCGAAAUGGCUUGGCAGACUUUGGAACAUGCCAUCGAUCUCAAGGACUACCGCAUCAGUUUGCUAUUGGACAGUUUGCAAGAGGCCCAAGAGCAACGUCGAAGUGCGAACAAUGCCCACGUAGAGAUAAUCGAUCGAACGCUACUGGCGCAUCAAGCACGGCUGCAACGCAUCGAUACGCUCUUUUAUGGAAACCUCGAGACCACGUUAGCCCACAAAGUUCGUCGACUGAAAGAUAUCAACGAUUGCCAGAACGAAGAAGAAAUUGCUUUACGAAAAAUCAACUUGCUCGUAAAUUAUCGUGGUGUAAAUGCCUCGAGCGUCGCAAGAAGUACCGCGAUCAGUAAAAUCGACGCUUUUAUGGAAGACGGAAAAAAUGAAACAAGGAUUAUUACCACGCAACUGCAGAACAAACUCGAAAAUCUUUGGAACCAUUUGCGAAACAUUUUCUCUGAUUAUCUACAAAGAACCCAAGAUCGACGAAAGGCCUACGAAACGAUUAAGAAGAAGGACGAGGUCGAUUUGCAAACGAUAACUCGACAAUACCUGCGUACCGCCACUCUUCUCGAGGAAACUGCCAAAUUUCGAGAAACAAUUCAUUCUUACAGGAUCGAAUCUGCGAUCCGUAUACGGGAAAUCACGCAACAAGCAAAUUCCUUUCAUAACAUCUACCGAGAAACGAACCAACGCUUCGCAUCCGGGUGCAAAAUAGAUAAGCAUCGAAUAACGAGCAUGUCUAAAGAAUACAGUCGUACCGUAGAAAACUUAAAAGGGUGGACGAUGAAAGCUCAACGUAUACUCGCUUUAGUGAAAAUAUCCCGAAAAUACGAGACGCAAGAUGAAAAAAUACUUCCAACGAUCGACUGUCAUCCUGCGCUGCAAUUACCUACCACAGAAAUCGACGUUCCUUUACUCGAAAUGGCAACCAAGGACUUUCAAAAUUCAAUUAACUUUUGGCGUCGACUGGGCUUUGCACAACUAAUCGCCAGAGAAUUACGUAUCGAGAAAGAUCGUUUGUCGAUGCACGCAAACGGUUUACAAAAGUUGGCAAAACGUUGCCUUAUCAUCGACCAACCGAGUCCUCCCCCACUAUGUCGUCAUAUCUUCAUAGAUUAA